Molecule: messenger RNA, 6251 nt
Organism: Anarrhichthys ocellatus (wolf-eel)
Lineage: Eukaryota; Metazoa; Chordata; Actinopteri; Perciformes; Anarhichadidae
Gene: jmy
Product: junction mediating and regulatory protein, p53 cofactor
Exons: 9
Coding region: 1105-2916 (603 amino acids)
Biological process (GO): positive regulation of apoptotic process; intrinsic apoptotic signaling pathway by p53 class mediator; Arp2/3 complex-mediated actin nucleation
Cellular component (GO): cytoplasm; nucleus
Molecular function (GO): Arp2/3 complex binding; transcription coactivator activity; actin binding
Source: RefSeq, a predicted model, not a curated record
CCAAGGUAAACAGUGGCAGCAGUGUUUCCAGCUGAAUCGCUCAGUGUGUAUCCUCAGCAGCUUGGAGUAAAUGUAAGAGUCUCCAUUCAUAUCCGUCGCUCCUCGCAGAGAGACGAGCACUUUAUCCAGUGCUCAGGACCAAAUAUUGGGCGGUGGCACAUUUCAAUAUUUAUCUGAGGCACAAGUGAAGGAGACGUAUUGUGUCCCGUGUGAAUUGCAGCCACUGGUCUCUUCAGAGCCGGGACGUGGAUUGUGUUUGUGUGUACAAUAGAGGUUCUGAUAGCGGCUAUCUCAGGAACAAUGAGCGGUCUGUGGAGAGCAGGACAUAUGGUACGAAUCAGCAACAGUUGGGGCCAAUUUCUUCUCAUUGUGCUCCACUCAGACAAUAUAUUUAAUGGUGUCAUUACAGACCCCACACACACACACACACACACAAACACACACACGAGGACUCUCCUACUCUGAUCUCUCACUUUCAUGGGUUAGGUUUGGAUUGUUUACUUUGGUUUAGGACUCAUUGUAGUCAUGAACUAGAUUCACUACACAAUCAAAUCCACUUAUUAUCAAAGCCAGCAUCACUCUUCUUUAUAAGUAACCCUAUUAAAUAGGCUCCUGUGUUGGUCAUCUGACAAUGUUUGCUGGCAAUAUAUCUGCAUUUUCCUCAAUGUUUUAAAGAAAAUUCUGCGAUUGGCAUUUUAGAACCUGGAGCCAGUGAACUUUUGGCAUUUUCCUUUUUAAAGAAACACUUAAACAAGGAAUUGAUUAUCAUAAAACAGUCUUCAGUACGCAGCUGUUUAAGGACAUUAGUUAGCCUAAACGUGUCUAUAUUUGGGCCUCUUUUCUUUAUCUUUUCUAGAUGUACGUCUUCAGUAGGAGCCAAAAGCCGCAGUCAGAGUAUUAAUAGAAAGAUGAACACAUCGCUGGUUUUGGUCUUUUCAUGGGAUUUGUUGACGAUAAGAAAAUGAUAAAACACCACCGUCCUUGUCCUUUUAACAUUUAAGUGGAAUAUGCGGUGGAUCUCUGCUCCCAUUCCCCACUACAUCUUUUCAUCUCUAUAUAUCUUUCUUCUUUGUUUUGUCCCAGGUGUUGGACAAACACAGAGCCAUGGACAGCAUGGUGGAGCUGCUGCAGGUGUACCCCGAGGAGGACGAGGCCUACGGAGAGCUGCUGGAGGCCACGACUCAGCUCUACCACUACCUGCUGCAGCCUUUCAGGGACAUGAGGGAGCUGGCAAUGUUGCGCAGACAGCAGAUUAAGAUCUCCCUGGAGACGGAGCGUCUGGGGCCCCGUCGAGUGGAGGGCCUGAGGAAGGAGGACGAGGAGUGGCAGAAGAAGGCUCACGCCGCCGUUCUGUCCAUACAGGACCUGACUGUCAAGUUCUUUGAAACCACGACUCGGGCACAGAAAGCUUUGCAUGAGCGGAUGCGCGCCGACCAGAAGAAGUUUGGCAAGUCGGCAUGGGUGGUGGCGGUGGAGCGCAUGGAGCGGCUGCAGUACUCCGUCUCCAAAGAAACCCUGCAGCUGAUGAGGGCCAAGGAGAUCUGCCUAGAGCAGAGGAAGCACGGCCUGAAGGAGGAGAUGCAGAGUCUGCACGGUGGAGAGGACGCCAUGCUGCGCCUGGACCAGCUGGAGGAGCUGUACUACGAGCUGCAGCUGCAGCUGUACGACAUUCAGGCGGAGGUGCUGCGCUGUGAGGAGCUGCUGCUCACCGCUCAGCUGCAGAGUCUCCGGAGGCAAAUGACCGAUGUUGUACCAGAGCGACAGGACGAGGUCGUUUACUACGACGCCUUUGAGAGCCCCGAUGCCAUGAAGGGCGACGAGGACCCGGCGACCCCGCCGCCGCCCCUCAGAGAAGAAGAGAUCAGCGUCCUGCAGCAGAGGACGAGGCAGCUCGAGGCCCGCAGGGGCCGCAUCACCGCCAAGAAGGUCUACCUCAAAAACAAGAAGGAAAUCUGUAUCGUCAAUCACAACCAAAAGAUUCAACAGCGACAAGGUAGCCAUGUGUCCCUACAGACACUGCAACAGGGAGGUGAAGCCGAGGAAGACAAUGAAGCCAAGAGCAACGCCAGAGUGAGUCAGGACAGGCAGAGGACUCUGGACCGACUUCGCAGCCUGAAGCAGCGUUAUCCCGGCCAGGUGACCCUGAAGUCCAGCCGGCUGCGUCUGAGUCAGCCUCCCGGCCGGAGGAGGUCCGGCCAGCAGCACGGCACUCACUCGGCCAGCGUUCAGACCGACUGCAUCUCGGAUCUCCCAGAACUCUCUGCUCCUCCUCCACCUGACGCCUGCAGCUGCGACAGCAUCUCUCUGCCUACGGUUCAACUCGAUAACCUCGACUCUUCGCCUCCUUUCCUCUCGCUGCCUCUGUCACUGGGUGCUCCUCCUCCUCCACCACCUCCCCCUCCUCCACCUCCUCCCUCAGAGGACCAGCAGGGUGAGGGCAGGGAGGGUAACCCCAGCCCGGUGCGGCGUCUUGAAUGCGAGUCCGAAUCUUCGUCUCUGCCUCUGGCUCCGUUUUCCCCUCGCUUCUUUGACAGCAGUCAGCUGCAGACGGCGAGGAAGAAGCUGAAGAAGACGGCCUCGCUGGACUCGUCUCAGUGGAGGAGAGCGAGCUCCCCCAUGGACGAGGUGCUGGCGUCGCUGAAACGCGGCUGUUUCCACCUGAGGAAGGCCGAGCUGCGGGUCCUGGCCCCGGACCCGGACGACGACGGCGACAACAUCCUGGCUCAGAUCCGGCAGGGCGUCCGGCUGAAGAAGGUGCGGACCCGGCCGGAGCAGCAGCGCCAACACAGGAGCUUCACCCACUCGGCCGACGCUCUGACCCGCAGCAUCCACGAGGCCCUGAGGAGAAUCAAAGAGGCCUCGCCGGAUUCCGAGUCGGAGGACGAAGGCCUGCCGUGCACUGACUGGGAAAACUAGCUAUUGGAAGUUUUUAUUUUUACGGAUACGUGGAGCCAAAACGAAGAGGAAACAAGCGGACAAGCCGGGGUUAAAUCACCUGGAGGUAGCUUGGUACAAUUUGAACAAAAACACUUGAUUUUCUUCUUUUUUUAUAUAUCAGAAAACCGCUCAGAAGUAUGUCGUUGUUUUUUAUUCAUACUUCUGUGGGUCGUUUGUAAAGAUGGACCACUAAUCUUCUUUUUUUUUUAAGUCGUUGCUGUGGCAUCCUCGGCGAGGAUACAACCUCUGACCUCUCAUCAUGUCGUCUACAUGUCAGAGUCGUACUGUAGCUUGCUGUGAUGGGUUUGUUUUAGGAAGUGAGUAUUUAGUUUUUUACGUUUCUCUCUCUCUUACAUCGACACAGUAAGCGUUCACUGAAUACGCGUGCUGUACACUUUUACAUUCAACCACGCGACAACCAUCCAUACUGUAUAUUUCACUGCAUAGAAACGUUUAUGCAGAGGAGGAUCAUUCCCACUUCCUUGAAGUAAUCGUUUGACAUUUUAGGAGAUAGAGCUGCUGGCUGUAGCUUCAUAUUAUACAGAAAUUCUCAGCAAAAUGGGCCAAUAAGUAUAUUUCCCAAAAAAUGUCAAACUACUACUUUCAUUUCAUCAUCCUAGUAGGAAGAAUGUAAAAAAACUGGCUUUGAUUUGUGUAUUUAGCAAAUCAGUCAUGCUUGUUUUUAGCAUUUUCACUUUAAAAAUGAUAGAUAUAUUCUAAAGAAGGUUGCAUAUAGAGGUCUAUAUGACUUAACAAUAUUUUAGGGGAAGGACAUCAAAGUCCAUUUCAAUCUCCGUCAUCGGUUCUGGAAACAACAGGAAGUGCUGACACUAUGCUUUUAAUGGUGCCAAUUUGCCAAAAAUGGGGCUCAAAUUGGUUCCCACAGUGUGACUCACUGACUCCAUGACAUCGUACUUCCUGUUUACAUCUCCCAAAGCAUCAUGGGAAAUGUAAUUCCAAAACCAAGAGCAGGUUUUCUAAUAACAGGAGUGACAAAAACCCAUAAAUAUCUACAUAUUCGUGUUCGGAACUUUGAAAGUUUAACACGCUGUAGCUGACAAGUGAGAGUUUAUGUUAGAAUACGAUCCAAAUAAACCGUUUACCUGAUUUACUGUUUACCCAACAACACAGGAUCAGACCGUUGGAAGAUCAGCUGGUUCACAAACACCAACACUGGACAUAUUAGCACACAAACACCUGUCGGUUUUAUCUGAUGCAUAUUCAUAACAAAUUAUAUCUGUUGACUUGUGCAUCCAAGGACGCCAUUUUGACCGGGUCAGUAUUUUGACAAAGUAUAUUAUAUAUAAAAUAUAUAUAUAUUCAGCACCAAUUGAAAUAUAAAGGAUUACUUGAAUAUAGCUUUUGUCGUUUUCUCUGAAACUCAAAAGGAUGGAUGAAACAUUUUAAUAUAUGAAGAGUUCUCCUCUAAUGAAUAAUAACGAUCGCCCCCCGUUAUCAUACAUUUAAUUACCGAUAAAUCACAAUUCAUGACCCAAAAACAUACAAAAGAAUAUUUUUUUUAAUGGAGCUCUACUCUGCUGGAACAAUUCUGCAGAAUACAAAGUAUUUAAAUGAUUGUUCUAGUAAUUUCUCUAAAGCAGAAUCUGAAAUGAUUCUCUGGUUGAAGCUCCUAAAAUGUGAUGAUUUGCUGCUUUUAUCUGUUUUACAUCACUUUCUGUUUCUUGGGACAAAAGAAGCCAUUUGAAAACGUUGCUUUGUGAGCAUCUUUCACUAUUUUAAAGACUCAGCGAUUAAUCGAUUACUUGAGAAAACAACCUGCAGAUGCCCCCCCCCUCUAUUUAUAUACUUUAAACACACGCGUGUAACAAACUCCAGGAUAUCUGGUUCGGAUACAUGAUGUAGAAGCUUCUCCUUGCAGCAUAUUUGAAGCCUGUCUGCUGGGCCGAGCUGAAGUCUGAGGCUUCAUCGCCCUCUGCUGGUCGACAUUUACACCACGUGAUCAUUUUAUUAACCCGAGAGUCUUCUCUCCUUCCACUGCCUUCAAACAUUCGUUUUCCAAGCUUGUUUACUUAUGGAGUUGGUGUGUGUGUGUGUGUGUGUGGGUUUUAUACCAGUCUCUUUAUUAUGUGUUAAACUGUGUCAAACCUGUCUUCAACUGAAUCUCACCCUUAUUCUCCUGUAUUUAACAAGUAAUGCACUGAUGGUUACAUUUAACAGGAACAGUUUGACUUUUGUUGGGGUGGAAAUUCAUUCAUUCAUCUUAUUUCAGGCCGAGAGUUUGAUGAGACGGUUACAAAUACACUCGUGUCUGAGCUACAGCUAGCCGAUGGUUAGCUUAGCUUAGCUUAAAGAGUGGAAACAGGGGGAACUGCUAGCCUAGCUUUGUUUAAAUGAAAAACCUAGAAGCUACCGUUGCUCUGUAUUGGCCGGAUGUAUGAGUACAUAAGCGUUUGCUAACAAAGAAAGGUGAUAAAAUGAGUGUUGUGUUUAAUUAUAUUAAUAAAUCUGACACAUAAUACUCCUUUAAACCACUAAACUGUAGUUUUACACUUUUGGUUUAAACAAACACGGUAUAACGUGUUAAUUAGGGAGGUUUUGAGUCGCUGGUAGCCGUUAGCUUUCGACAGAGCAAGGCUAGCUGUCCUCCCCUGUCUUUAUGCUAAGCUAAGCUAAUCGUCUUCACAUUUCACAUUAAAACGUGUCAAACUGUUCACUGUGAACAUAAUGGAGUUAAACAGCUGUCGUUUAAAUAGAGAAACUGUUGCUAAGUGUUAGAAAUCAUCGUGACUCUUGAACGUGUUGCAUGCAGUGCAACGACAUCGUGGCUCAAACUGUGCUUCUCUUCCAUCCACGGAGAUCUUUAAUGAUAUUUAACAUUUUUUACAUCAUGUGUAACAGUAAAACUUGGCAGCAGAUAUUGGCUCAGUGACAGUAACUCCACACUGCUCUUAUUUUGUAAUUUUAUUUGAGCUUAUUAAACCAUUGUGCUUUUGACAAAAACCUGUUUUUUAAACGUGCAGAAUACGACACUAGUUGAACCUUUUACGACCUUAUGCAUGUGACGAACCCAUCACAACGUAAGUGCAAUAAUUAAGAAGAAAAGUCAUUUUUAUGAAUUAAAAUACUGUAAUGAAAUGUAAAAUUAUAUCCGCAUGCCUAAAUGUAUUGAAGUAUUUAUUGAAACUUCAUAUUUUAAAAUGAUUUUUAAAAGCAUACAAAUGUAAAUGUACUUUAUAAAGUUUUCUUUUUUGUUGCUCUUUUUGUUUCCUAUCAUGACAUUCCUCUCUGCUUUCUAUAUCCUGAUUAUAUUUCCCUUUCAAAAUAAAAUUAAGCACCAACAUGUUGUCUUAGAA